Molecule: messenger RNA, 1938 nt
Organism: Volvox carteri f. nagariensis
Lineage: Eukaryota; Viridiplantae; Chlorophyta; Chlorophyceae; Chlamydomonadales; Volvocaceae
Exons: 13
Coding region: 1-1938 (645 amino acids)
Source: RefSeq, a predicted model, not a curated record
AUGAACAAAACAGCUUCACAAAAUGCCGUACAGCCUACACGGACAACGUUGGACAAGCACUGCACAGUUCAGUGCGCGUCAAAUUGCGCGUUGAAUUGCAUGUUUAAUUGCACGUCGAGUUGUGUGGUGGGUUGCACGUUAAAAUGCGCGAGUCGGCGCAUGUCAAAUUGCGCAGUGUGGUGCAGCCAAUGUUUUGCGAUUUGCGUGUUAAAUCGUGGUGCGGUACGGUGCAGUGCGGUGCGGUGCGGUGUGGUGCAGUGCGAUGCACUGCCACACGCAGUGUGGCGCGGUGCGGUGCAACGCGGUGCAGUGCGGUGCGGCGCGGACACCGAAGCGGUGCACGGCGAUGCUCAGGGGCGCAUUGCGCGGGCCCAGGCGUGGAGCAGUGCAGUCCGGGACGACGCGGUGUGGCACGGUGCGGUGCAGUCCGUAGCGCACGAACGCAGGAAGACGUACGGCUUGCGCGACAGAGCCAGCGCGCACCACGAAGCGGUGCGCGGCGAUGCUCCGGAGCGCAUUGCGCGGGCCCAGGUGUGGUGCGCGUUCACGGGUUUCGGUUGCACGGCGAUCGAGGAGGCGGAGUUCGGCCGCCAGGUCGGGGUCCAGCUUGGUUGCUGCCAUGAACUGUUUGACGACUCGUGUUCGUUCGUCGGGUGUGGUAGAGAGCGGGCGGAGGAGGCGGAUGUGGUCGAGUGUCUUGUAGCGGGUGAGCAACACGUACGUGGUUGCACGCUUGAGGCCACUGGGCGGGACGGAAAGGUCCGCGACCCAGCAUUCUUCCUUGAAGCUACGGCCCUGUACGAAGUAGUCGGUGACGGCGUAGUAGUCACCAAGUGGUACAUUGACUCGACGUACAUUUUUGGUGGUGGUGCCGGUGUUGGCGGCUGGCACGGUGAUGUUUGCUGCCGCCCUGUAGUCCGGGUCUUGAUGGGCAGCAGCUCGUGCAGCCAUGUCCCGGUGUUGUUCUGCAGCCCUGCGCCCCGGAUCCAGAUGAGCAUCCCGCAUCCGGGCUGCAUCUACGCUGAGUGUACCCAGGCGCUCAUGACUGCGUGUCCCAGUCCGCUGGGCGAGCUGACGGCCGUGGACAAGUUCAUUUCACAAAAGGCCGUACAGUUUACACGGACAACGUUGGACAACCGCAGAUGCACACUUCGGCGCACUCCUCGUCCAUCGCUGAAUUGUGCGUUGAACCGCGCAUCGAUUUGUGCAUUUAAUUGUGCGGUUCGGUGCGCGUUUAAUUGCGCGUUGAAUUGUGCAUCGAAUUGCGCAUCGAAUUGCGCGUUCAAUUGCAUGCUUCGGUGCGCAUUGAAUUGCGCGUUGAAUUGCACGUUUAAUUGCAUGUCGAGUCGUGUGGUGGGUUGCCCGUUAAAACGCGCGAGUCGACGCAUGUCAAAUUGCGCAGUGCGGUGCAGUGCGGUGCGCGAUAGAGCUAGCGCGCACCACGAAGCGGUGCACGGCGAUGUUCCGGAGCGCAUUGCGCGGCCUCAGGUUUGGUGCGGUGCGAUGCGGUGUGGUGCGGCGCGGUGCGGUGCGCAGUUACCGAAGUAUGACGAGUACUUCGCAGACGAUAGUGAGCAUGUGGUGUACGCUGCAUACGACUGCUUAGACGUUGACGUUCGCCGCACAAGUACGCAGGAUAGCGCAGGUAUGCCGUACAAUACGUGCAGAGGCGUGCGGGAGAUAUCGCUGCCACGUUGUGUGGCCGUGUUGGUGUUCGGUGCGUUGGUCAUAGCUGCCAACGUCAUGGCGGCGUUGGAAGCCGCCUCCAAGUCGAGGCGGCAGCAUGAGUACAACGGGCAACAGCGCAGUUACCACCGCCUCAACAAUCGUUGUGGAUCAAAGUCAUACCGGGUCAGUAACCAGGUAGGCAUUGUUAUGUACGAUUGCAAAGUGUAUGUAGGCUUGCCGGUGUAUGCCAUGACAUGCGUCGAUGCAUAA